AGUUUCGUUUGUGAAAAAGAAUUUAAAAAUAAAUCGGUCGAAUUUAAUUCCUUUUAAUUUUAUUUCUGGUUUUAAAGUCUUCGGAACUGAUCGUAUUACUAAAAUAAUAUUAUUACCAGAUCUAAAUUAUGUUGCGCUCUCGACCCAUAUUGAAUUUAGUACAGAAGUUAAAAAACGUGUCUUACAUGAGCAGUUCAUCAGAUGCUGUGGACACUACAUAUAUGGAAAUACCGUCGUACGACGUAGAAAAACCACAACCUCUAGAAAUCCGUAAGGCUAGGCUUCAUUACCAAUCUAGAAAGAGAGGAAUGCUAGAAAAUGAUCUAUUGCUGAGUACUUUUGCCAAGAAACACUUAGAUAGUUUUGAUGAAAAGCAGACUAUGAUGUAUGACAGACUCAUCAACUCGCCAAGCAAUGACUGGGAUCUCUACCACUGGAUUGUUGAGAAGUCACCUACACCAAAGGAAUUUGAUAAUGAAAUAAUGAAUAUGUUGAAGAAACAUGCAAAAAAUGAGAGCCGUGAAUCUCUUCGUCAGCCAAAUCUGUAUCAAUAGUGAUAUUAUCAUCACAUGAUAAUGUUUUGUUAUAGAAAAAUUGCUUUUAGUAUUACAGUUUAAUGAAAUGUU
Messenger RNA from Diatraea saccharalis (sugarcane borer), 626 nucleotides. The record is from the annotation of a GenBank genome assembly. Lineage: Eukaryota; Metazoa; Arthropoda; Insecta; Lepidoptera; Crambidae.